UAAAAUAAACUACUGACAGACUAGGAUAAAGGAUAGGACAUUUAACACCACAUAAUUCUGUUACUGUAUACUGCACUCCUCUGUUUGGUUGGAGUCUGACCACAGGAUGAGUGCUGGACGUCCAUCUGAGGGGGCAGGCUGCAUCACCUGGUGGGGCUUCAGUCCUGCCCGGGACCUGCUGAGCACAGGUCCUGUUCGACCUGAAGGAGAAGUUAAUAUUUUACUCGUUGGCAGUGGGGAUCCACGACAUAUUCUGAAGACCACUGCUGGUUUGCAGGAUAAAGACAGCCUUCAUGUGUGGGUGAUAGAAAACAGCAUGGAGGUAGUGGCGAGACAGCUGCUGCUCCUCUACCUGACACUGACGCCUCAGGAAAGCAUGGGACUAAACGAGAAGACAGAGGUUUUCCUGGAGGUGUUUGGGAAUAGUGAAGUCCGUAGUCAGACAGCGGACACACUUGGAUGUGUAGCAUCACAGCUGUCUAUGUCCGUCACUGAAACACUGGAUACAGCUACACAUCCCUGUCUGGACACGACUCUACUCAAGUUCAGGGAACGAGACGAGCUGCUGAGGAUAUUCAAGCGGUGGAUGCAGCCUCAUUCUUCAUCAUCAUCAUCAGGAUGUUCUGCUCCUAUCCUCAUGUCUAAGGCCUGGGAUUAUCGGGUCAGGCAGCACCUUGGAACACGCUAUGACUCCAAGAAAGGCUGCUUCGACUGGGACAUAACCAUGAAGCUGCAUGAGAAAGGGUGUCGUGUCAUUAACAAACAACAGUAUUUCCAGUGGAGGGAACAGGGUGUGGCCUUCGAAAUGAGAGAGGGCGUCUAUCAAACAACUAAUCCAACUCUGCUCUCCUCAAGAGUGUUCAGCCAGAAGGGGAACAAAGUAGCAGUGACAGGCUACUGGGGAGACAUUGUGUCCAGUCCUUACCUCUCAUUUGGCAUCGAAACUGAUGAUGAAAGUCUGCUAGAGACACAAAAUGGGCAACAUAUAAAGACAGCACAGGACAUCUCUAUCUCCAAUGUGCAGGCACUGUUCCAGUCCCUGUACAGUAGACAAGGCUGCUCUAUUACUGCUCAGUCUAAUGUAGAGGCAGAGGGUUCCAAAGAAUGUGACCCAAAGUCCAUUACCCUAAAUGAUCUGAUGAAUCUAAAUGGGAUUUCUGUAACCUUCCUGCCUUUAGACUCACUUAACAAACUGCCAGAAAAACAGAAAUACUCCCACUUCUUCAACGCCGUCUACUUCUCUGUCAGCUGUGUGCACCAGUUGGGCCCGAUGUUGAGACAGAUUGCAGCACCAGACGCCGUGCUUAUCGUCGAGUUGGCCAAAUUCCUUUUGGAUCUGAACACGGAGCAAGAAAAAGGCUUUGCAAAGAGAGUGGUGGACAUUGCCCAAGAGGCUGGAUUUGAACCAUGGCAUGAGGCAAAGUGUGAUGACGUCCAUGUUGUUUUCAUACCACAGAGGAAGUGAAAGUCUUUAAUCUGGACAAGGUACCGGAUAAUAGAUUUAAACAUUUCCUCCAAUAAGGACAUGAGUCAUACGAUAAGUAACAAGAUGCAAAUCCCAGGUUCACUCUCACUGGCGCAGAAGGAUCUUUAUGACUUCGAAAACAUUUGUCCAUGACACAGGUUGUCAGCUCUGUUUUCUUUGUAUUUGCAUUUUCAUAAUUACAAUUGUAAAACAUAUAUAUUUAAUAAAUGUCACACAAAAAAUCUACUUUUUAUUAACACAAGUUAUGAAUUUUGUUGCAUUGUCGCUAUAUUUGCCUAAAACCAGUCAAGUGUCCUCUUGUUCCUUCCUGUAUGGGUGUUUACUUCCAGCGCCCUCCAACCUUUCCCUUUCCAUGGACCUUUUUGCUGCAGCAAAACAAGGAAAGAUGUGUGAAUGUGAAAAAUUGUAAGCCAGGUAAUAGAUGUAUGAACCCACAUACAGUGAAUGGGUGUUUGUUUUAGACCGGAGCUCGGUAUUUUCUGUAAAUGUUUGAAUGCUGCCAUCCAAGUGUGGUGUGUUUGCAUAGUCAAUGCAAAGUUAUUCUCAACAGUGGGUUUUUUUUGUUUUUUUUUCAUUAAAACAGGGCGGAGAUGGUGUCAUGGUGUACAUUCACUCACAAUUUCUGAGCGUGUUGGAUUCUGUUCAGAAGGACAUUUAUCUGUAAAAAAAAAAAAAAAAAGGAAAUGCAGGGUCAAA
Molecule: messenger RNA, 2182 nt
Organism: Sphaeramia orbicularis (orbiculate cardinalfish)
Lineage: Eukaryota; Metazoa; Chordata; Actinopteri; Kurtiformes; Apogonidae
Gene: dnaaf3l
Product: dynein axonemal assembly factor 3 like
Exons: 11
Coding region: 107-1465 (452 amino acids)
Biological process (GO): axonemal dynein complex assembly; motile cilium assembly
Source: RefSeq, a predicted model, not a curated record